This is a messenger RNA of Malassezia globosa CBS 7966, 534 nucleotides long. RefSeq lists its product as uncharacterized. The transcript has a single exon. The coding region runs from base 1 to 534 and encodes 177 amino acids. Gene Ontology annotation, molecular function: NAD transmembrane transporter activity. Gene Ontology annotation, biological process: NAD transmembrane transport. The record is from RefSeq and is a predicted model, not a curated record. NCBI's taxonomy places the organism in Eukaryota, Fungi, Basidiomycota, Malasseziomycetes, Malasseziales, Malasseziaceae.
AUGUGGGUGGUCAGAACACGCAGCAUGCUCCAGACCUCAGCAGUCCCGAAACAUGAACAGUAUCGAAAUACCCUCGAUGCAUUCGUGAAAAUAUACCGACGUGAGGGCAUGGCGGCCUUUUACAGAGGCUUACUGCCUAGUCUUCUCGGUGUCUUUCAUGUUAUUGUACAGUUUCCUCUUUACGAACACUUCAAAAGCCUAACGUCCGAAUUCAGGCGUGGUGAUCCUUUAUCACCGAGUUCCAUCCUCUUAUGCAGUGGUGGCUCAAAAAUGCUUGCCUCGAUGGUUACAUACCCACACGAAGUUCUCCGCACUCGUCUGCAGAUGGUUCCAACCUUCUCUGAUCAAAGUGGUGUCGCUCAGCGUCAGUACACCAGUUUUAUGCAAACAAUUUUAUCGAUAUUGCGUCAUGAAGGCAUCUCUGGCUUUUAUCGUGGCAUGGGUGUAAAUUUAGUGCGCACGGUGCCGAACUCUGGCUUGACGAUCUUAACAUAUGAAGUCAUUAUGCAUUAUUUUGCUACACACUCGAACUAA